AUGCUGACACACUUCCUUCGAUUUAUUUGUCCAUUCUUAAGCAUUGUCAUCUGCGGGCACUUCAGCCGAGAGGAGCUAGAUGCGGCCUCUUUGGCCAGCACUGUAAUAAACGUGCUUGGUCUUUGCAUAGACAUGGGGUUUUCAACAGCCUCGGAAACCCUCUUCAGUCAGACUUAUGGCAGCUCAAGGCGAAAGUUGAUGGGAAUCAUUCUACAACGAGAGUCAAAUAGUCACGGGAUUGCCUAUUUUAGGUUGGCUUCUGAAUACAUUCUAUUCUUUCUCCCUGGUCUCUAUUGCGAUUUUUUGUUCAUGACUCUCUCGCGGUACUUGACGAGCCAAAACCUCGUUCGACCCAUGAUGAUCGCUGCCUGUGCAGGAACAAUUUUUACGACUUUAACUCAACCGGCGGUUUACAGGCUGGGCCUUGGACUCAGGUGGGCAUUGGCGCAUGCUGUCCCUUUGGGUAUUUGCACUGCAGUGAAUGUGAGGGUUGGGCAGGGCCUCGGUGCCUUUGAUCCACAGAGAGCACAACAUACGUACAUGACUGCUCUUUUCUCAGUGUUUGGGAUAGUCGUUACAACUGCUGUGCCUGUCGUCUUGUUGCGCCAUAAGAUACCGUAUCUCUUUACGACAGACAGGGAAGUAAUCGAGGAGGCUGUAAAACUAUUUCCCAUGCUCCUUAUCUUUCAAUUCUGUGAGGGUCUUGGUGGUGUUUCAGAGGCCGUUUUAUUGGCAUGCGGGCGGCAAUUUUUGGGUUCUGUCACAAUUUUUUUGGGUUACUACGUUGUUGGUCUUCCGCUGGGUCUUCUCCUCACGUAUAAAUUCGAAAUCGGAAUUAUCGGUAAGUUGUUUCGUGCAUUAUGCAAUGUACGUCAAAAUUCUGAGGGUAUCACCAACGUUUUCAAAGAACCAGAUAAUAUUGCUAAAUGGCUUCGUGUUCAUUUAUGUUUCGUACUUUCAGAAACACUGCUGCAUGACCCCAUUCGAAGCAGAUUCGUUCCAACGAAUUUGGAGAUGUCUAUUGAGGAAAACCAACCUCCUCUGACAACUCAUCAGUCAGAUUACACAAAUAUUCGCUUUCGUGUCGCCAUAUUCGUUAUCAUUUUGAUCUUCCUGUUUUGCAAUCUGUGGUACCGUUUUUUCCAUACUACGCCCUAUUGGAUGGUUGUGUGUCAAAACCAAACAGGUAAGAAACCAAGCGGCGAAUUUUGUAAAAAUCCUCCCUCCCAUUUAACGUGGCCGCUCUAA
Hydatigera taeniaeformis is the source of this 1248-nucleotide messenger RNA. Lineage: Eukaryota; Metazoa; Platyhelminthes; Cestoda; Cyclophyllidea; Taeniidae. The record is from the annotation of a GenBank genome assembly.